ACCGAAACUUUGGCAUCAUUUUGUCUCUACCAAAAAGAAAUCCGCCGAGAAUCCAAAGACCACGUCUCAUGCACUUUUACGGUCUGAGCUUUCCCUCCAAUUAUAAGCUACGCUCCAAUUAAAAACAGUAACGAAGAAGCAAACAAAAGAAAAAGAUGGGGAAUUGCGUGUUCGGAGGAGCAGCCGGCCGCGGAGAUGCGGGAAACGGGGACGUCGUUAGGGUGAUGACGUCCACCAACGGCGUCAUGGAGUUUUACGCGCCAGUCACGGUGGAGUCCAUCGCCGACGAGUUUCCCGGCCACGGCAUCUUCCGGCGACACGACCUGUUCUGGAAUCCAUUGCCGCACCACGAAGUUCUGGCUCCCCGGAAUUCCUAUUACCUCCUCCCGCUCGACAAGACCCCGCACCCGAAACAGGAGGAGCUUUCUGUUGCUUCCUACAGAAUGUCGUUCGGCAGCCGCCGGGGGAUACUACUCAAGAACUCCAAUCCCGGCGGCGCGUCGUCGAUCUCCGGCGGGAAAGGGCGACGGGAGGGCGGAUUGGGGUGCAGUCUAUUUUGGAAAGUGAAGCUAGUGAUCAGCCGCAAACAGUUGUUGGAGAUUCUGUCGCACGAGUCCGCCACUGAGGAGCUGAUCGAGAGCGUGAGGACGGUCGCUAAAUGCGGGAAGGGCGGCGGCGGUGGGGCUGGAGUUUCUUCCUCCGUGGCGGCGUUCUCCGACCAAUGGAGUCUCUCCAGUAGUAGAAAUGGUUCCUCUAAGAAAGAUUAUUGUUCAUCUUUGCAAGCUAAAACAUAGAUCCAAUAUGUUGUUCCAUAAAUGCAAAGUCAGAUU
Cuscuta campestris is the source of this 830-nucleotide messenger RNA. The record is from the annotation of a GenBank genome assembly. Lineage: Eukaryota; Viridiplantae; Streptophyta; Magnoliopsida; Solanales; Convolvulaceae.